Messenger RNA from Peronospora matthiolae, 360 nucleotides. Lineage: Eukaryota; Oomycota; Peronosporomycetes; Peronosporales; Peronosporaceae. The record is from the annotation of a GenBank genome assembly.
AUGAAUAUGUUGGAUGAUGAAGAUGACCAAAGCUUUCACGCUACGUGUGACGGCUACUCCCAUUUGAGCGAUGUCGAAUGGUAUGCGGUUGAACGAAUGGGUUCAACCAUGGGCAUCCAUGCUGUUAGCGUCAUGCUAGAGGCUCUCAAUAGAGAUGCCCAACAUGCUACUAUCGCCAAGUUCAUUCAAAAUGAACUUGACGCUGUACGCGAGAAAGUAGCCUUGCUUCACCAACAAGGUUCUCAACAAGCAGAGUUGUUGAGAGGACAAGGUGCUCAACAGUUUGGACUGUUGAGACAGCAGCAGAGCUGCUGCUGGCGGGUCGAUGCACUCGCGUCGGCCCGAGACUUUGAAGAUUGA